GGGGGCGCGGCCGCUCCCCCCGGGCCGGAGCGGAGCCGCGGCCGCGGGCGGGCAGCAGCACUGCCACGGCCUCCUACCCAGCAGAGCUGCUCCCCAGAGCCAGAGGGAUGGUGGUAGUCACGGGGCAGAGCAAAGCCAGUGCCACCCCGGAUGAUGCCAUGUCGAGCUCGGAUGCAGAGGAUGAUUUCCAAGAGCCGGCCACUCCCACCGCCACCCAGGCAGGACAAGCGCUACCUCUGCUGCCCCAGCAGUUCCCAGAAGUUGUCCCACUGAACGUGGGGGGGAUGUUCUUCACCACCAGGCUGUCGACGCUGCGCAGGUACGAGGACACCAUGCUGGCAGCCAUGUUCAGCGGCAGGCACUACAUCCCCACGGACGCUGAGGGCCGCUACUUCAUCGACAGGGACGGCACCUACUUCGGAGACAUACUAAACUUCCUACGAUCUGGUGAGCUGCCCCCCCGAGAGCGAGUGAGGUCAGUGUACAAGGAAGCUCAGUAUUAUUCCAUAGGACCCUUGCUAGACAAUCUAGAGGAUAUCCAGCCUCUUAAAGGAGAAAAAGUUAGACAAGCUUUCCUGGGCCUAAUGCCAUAUUACAAAGACCACCUGGAGCGGAUAAUCGAGAUCGCCAAGCUGCGAGCCAUGCAGAGGAAGGCCAGGUUUGCCAAGCUCAAGGUGUGCGUGUUCAAGGAGGAGAUGCCCAUCACUCCCUACGAGUGCCCCCACUUCAACUCCCUGCGCUUCGAGCGCAGCGAGAGCGAGGCCAAGCUCUUUGAGCACCACUGCGAGGUGGACGUGUCCUUCGGGCCCUGGGAGGCCGUGGCCGACGUCUACGACCUCCUGCACUGCAUCGUCAGCGACCUGUCCGCCCGCGGCAUCACCGUGGAGCACCAGUGCAUCGGCGUCUGCGACAAGCACCUCAUCAACCACUACUACUGCAAGCGCCCCAUCUACGAGUUCAAGAUCACCUGGUGGUGACCGGGGGGCACAGCCAAGGACCACGGGACUCCCCGAGGACAAAUGUGGUUUCAGGGUCACCUGGUGGUGAGUUUGGUGGCACAUCGAGGGGUGAGAGGACUCCUAAAGGACAAACGUUCUUCCAACAUUGCCUUGUGGUGAGUGUGGUGGCACCACAAGAGGUGAAAGGAUCCUAAAGGACAAAUGUUCUUUUAAGAUUGCUUUGUGGUGAGCGUGGUGGCUCUGAGGGGUGAAAGGAUCCUAAAGGACAAAUGUUCCUUCACGAUAACCUUGUGGUGAGUUGUGGUGGCUCUGAGGGGUGAAAGGACUUAUAGAGGACAAAUGUUCUUUCAAGAUUGCUUUGUGGUGAGCGUGGUGGCUCUGAGGGGUGAAAGGAUCCUAAUGGACAAAUGUUCUUUCAAGAUCACCUUGUGGUGAGUUGUGGUGGCACAUCAAGGGGUGAAAGGACUUCUAGAUGACAAAUCUUCUUUCAAGAUCUUCUGGUGAGUUGUGGUGGCACAUUGAGGGGUAAAAGGACUCCUAAAGGACAAAUGUUCUUUCAAGAUCACCUUGUGGUGGCACAUUGAGGGGUAAAAGGACUCCUAAAGGACAAAUGUUCUUUCAAGAUCACCUUGUGGUGGCUGACUAAGGGGUGAAAGGACUCCUAAAGGACAAAUGUUCUUUCAAGAUCAUAUGGUGGUGAUUUGUGGCGGCACUGAGGGGUGAAAGGAUCCUAAAGGACAAAUGUUCCUUCAAGAUAACCUUGUGGUGAGUGUGGUGGCACAUCAAGGGGUGAAAGGACAUCAAGAUCACCUGCUGAUGAGUGUGGUGGCACUUAAAGGACAAAUGUUCUCUGCAGCUGCCUUGCUGCUCACAUUCCUUGGGAUCAGCCUGCUGGCAGGGGUUGGGAAAACCUCUGGAAACUUGAAAAACCAGCCUGAAAUCAGACUGUUGGCUCAGGUACCUUAACGAGGCACAAAACAAAAUCACCUCAAGCAAAGGAUGGAGGGGAGUGGCUGAACAUCUGCUCAAAGGUGCCACCAACCACGUGGCUUCAGGAUGGAAUUGCAGAUUUUUCCUGCAUUUUUGGGAAUCUGGGGUGCUACUAAAGCUGACGUUUCAGUUUUACCCUCUUAGAAAUGUUUUAGUUCCUCCUUCAGCUUUAUAAAGUUUGAGUCACACCCAACACAAAGAUCUGGAAAUGUCAUUUUGAUGUACUAGAUAAUUAAAAAAAAAAGGAAUAUUCCUUAUAUAUUAUUAAUUGUUGUCAGGGUUAAGCUGUAUUUCUUUUUUAAUUAAGAACAUACGUUGUGAAUUAUAAUGUUGUACUUCAAUUAUUUCUGUUGUUAUCAAAAGGAAUAGCAGAUCUGGAAUAUAUUCCUUAAUGCUUUUAGGAAUAAUAACUGUUCAUGGAAGACUUGUGCCUGUUUUUAGCCUUAGAAAUUUUAAAUGUUUACAAUAUUUACAAAAAAAAAGCUCUUUAGAAUCAGGUCAUUUGCAAAGGCUUUUGGUAAAUGAGAAAACCCUGUCUGUAUGUUCCUAUUAGCAGUAGUAAGAGGAAUAUUUAAUGUAUAUUAUUUUAUUACUGACUCUUUUUACAUUCUGUGAUAUUAAACUUUAUUUUAGACUUAAAGUCAGAUGAUAUUUUCAGACAAUUAAAUCUUAAUUUUAUCCUUCUUCUUGACCCUUCUUGGUGUCAUAGAAGGAAAAACAAAAUUCAAACUUCAUAUUCAGAUACUUCUCCACUCUAAAACAGUAGGAAAUUCCUUUCCAUGCUGGAAGAGUCAGCCACUGCAGAAUCAUAUUUUCUUCAUUUUUGUACUUCUGACAUGAGCAACCACAUCCCAAAUUUUAACUACUGAAUUCAGCCAAAAACUGAGAGGGAGAAAAGUCUGAAAAUCUUAUUGUUUUGUGAGCUACAGAAAACCCCAAUCCCCUUGAAGGGGCUUCAAAAUAAUCUUAAAGAGAAAGAAAAAGGAAAUAUUUGUAUAUUGCAUUCCAUUGGAUUAAUUAAAAAUCUAAUUACUGAUAUAAUUAAAGGUUUUGUAGCUCCAUUUUACCCUGGACAAUUUAUAGACCCCGCUGGCUUUAAGUUGUGGUUGGCAUUACUGAGCCCUGGAGAUGUUUUUAGGUUUUCACACACUGCACACAGGACCCAAGAUAAUUCUAAAUUUUGGGUUAUGAAAAAAAAAAAAAAUCCCUCCAGUCUUUGAUUAUCUUUCUGCAAAGAAGCUGAUUUCAGAGGAUAAUUCCAUCUCCUGUAUAUAGUUCUCUAACUGGAAAUCACUUUCCAGAGCAGCAGUUCAUAGUUCAUUUUACUUACACGAGCUUAGUAUCAGUUUACCUCCACUUUCACUGUGACUUUUAUAAAUGGAUUUUGUUUUGCUGAAUUAUAAAUUGUAUGUGUCUAUGCAUUGUAACCCGUAAUGCCUUUGAAAAUCCAGCCUGGAUGCUAACGAUCAGGGUUUGGAAUUAUCUCCAAAUGUGUUUUGUUAAUAAUUAUGUUGAUGUGUGAUGUUCAAUACUGUGAGUACUGCAGUGUAUUAUUUCUUAAUACUUUUGACUUUUCAGUUCAGGUAAUAUAUAAUCUGUAUGUUUUUUAUUUAAAACACAUAGAAGAAAACGUGGAUAUAAAGGUUAUGUUGUGCAAUAAAUUAUGAUACUGAAAAUUUGGAA
This is a messenger RNA of Agelaius phoeniceus (red-winged blackbird), 3632 nucleotides long. It is a transcript of the gene KCTD7, whose product is annotated as potassium channel tetramerization domain containing 7. Gene Ontology annotation, molecular function: protein binding. Gene Ontology annotation, cellular component: plasma membrane. Gene Ontology annotation, biological process: protein homooligomerization; positive regulation of transporter activity; membrane hyperpolarization. NCBI's taxonomy places the organism in Eukaryota, Metazoa, Chordata, Aves, Passeriformes, Icteridae. The record is from RefSeq and is a predicted model, not a curated record.